CGGGCAGUUAGGCAUGCAAGAAAGUGCAGGGCGCGGAUUGCAGGCGGCGCGGCAGCCCGGUGCGUGCGGCAGUGCGCGCCGCCAUGAGGGGAGGAUCGCGCGUGUGCCUCCUAGCAGCUGGAAUCCUUACUUUGCUUUAUUCAGGAUGGUGUUCGGAGGACGAGGAGCGGCUUGUGCGCGAUCUUUUCCGUGGUUACAACAAGCUUAUCCGGCCUGUACAAAACAUGACCCAAAAAGUCGAUGUUCGUUUUGGCCUCGCCUUCGUCCAACUCAUCAAUGUCAACGAAAAGAAUCAAAUCAUGAAAUCAAACGUAUGGCUACGUUUAGUAUGGAUGGAUUAUCAAUUAAUGUGGGAUGAAGCAGACUACGGCGGCAUCGGCGUUCUCCGGCUACCCCCCGACAAAGUAUGGAAACCGGAUAUAGUACUUUUCAACAAUGCUGAUGGAAACUACGAGGUGCGAUACAAAUCUAACGUUUUGAUAUAUCCAAAUGGUGAAGUGCUUUGGGUUCCUCCAGCUAUCUACCAGAGUUCCUGCACUAUUGAUGUAACAUAUUUUCCUUUCGAUCAACAAACAUGUAUCAUGAAAUUUGGUUCUUGGACAUUCAAUGGGGAUCAAGUAUCACUUGCUUUGUACAAUAACAAAAAUUUCGUUGACCUCUCAGAUUACUGGAAAUCUGGUACAUGGGACAUCAUCGAAGUACCAGCAUAUUUGAAUAUUUAUGAGGGAAACCACCCCACAGAGACCGAUAUCACGUUCUACAUAAUAAUAAGACGGAAAACCUUAUUUUACACUGUCAACUUAAUCCUACCUACAGUAUUGAUCUCCUUUCUUUGCGUACUAGUCUUUUAUUUGCCCGCCGAAGCUGGUGAAAAGGUUACAUUAGGUAUCAGCAUUUUGCUGUCACUGGUUGUGUUCCUGCUAUUGGUUUCAAAAAUUCUACCGCCUACUUCUUUGGUGCUGCCGCUUAUCGCUAAAUAUCUCCUGUUUACUUUCAUUAUGAACACAGUCAGUAUUCUUGUUACGGUCAUCAUUAUUAACUGGAAUUUCCGAGGUCCAAGAACACACAGAAUGCCUCUAUGGAUCCGGAGCGUCUUCCUACACUAUCUGCCGGCAGCUUUACUGAUGCGCCGUCCUCGCAAAACGCGCUUGCGUUGGAUGAUGGAAAUGCCCGGCAUGGGUGCUCCGCCUCACGCUGCUGCUCCACACGACUUGCCUAAGCAUAUCAGUGCAAUAGGAGCAAAACAAAGUAAAAUGGAAGCAAUGGAGUUAUCCGAUCUGCACCAUCCGAACUGUAAAAUAAACCGCGCGGCUGGCGGUGGUGGUGAAGUGGGUGCAUUAAGUGGCCUCGGCGCUUUAGGAGGCCUAGGCCUAGGAGGUGAGCGAAGGGAAUCAGAAAGCUCUGACUCUCUACUAUUGUCACCUGAAGCUGCCAAAGCCACAGAAGCUGUCGAAUUUAUUGCAGAACACUUGCGCAACGAAGAUCUAUACAUUCAGACUCGUGAGGACUGGAAAUAUGUUGCGAUGGUAAUUGACAGAUUACAACUGUAUAUCUUUUUCAUUGUAACUACGGCAGGGACCGUUGGUAUUUUAAUGGACGCACCGCAUAUCUUCGAAUAUGUAGAUCAAGAUCGAAUAAUAGAAAUAUAUCGAGGAAAAUAGAUAUUAAUAUCCACAUUAAAUAAGUAUUUAAUUAUCUUCCAACAGUAGGCAAAUUCUUUUAAACUGUUAUAGGCUUCCAUUGCUAUUUUAUUCUUCCAAUCAAUUUACAGCAUAAAGUUAACUGUUUUGUGUACGUAUUUAAUUAAUAAAUAAAUAAACAACAAAGAAAAAUGUAACUAUAAAUUAAUAAUAUAAAAAGUUUUAUCAGAAAACUUCGUAUGAAAGUCGUCUAGUUAGGUCCCUCUGUCCCACUCGUGUUUCUGUCGUCAAGUGGCUGAGUUUGCAUAGUUGUUGCAACUGGAUGAAUGGGAUAUAAUAGUCAAAUUACAGGGUACGGAAGAAUAAUCUUAGUCCUGAAAAAUGGCAACGCGUGAGUGGUACCAUGAACACUAUAUGAUAUCCAUGGCACUGUUCAUGUCUAUAAGGGGUUAAUUCUUUGGAGUAAACCAUCAGCUUGCCAUUUCAAGUUGCAUAAAAAAUUCUUUUGCACAGAUAAAGCAACAAGUGGUUAGUUUAUUGGCAUUUUAUCUAGAAAAGUACCUAUAUAGAUUCCAUUUAAAUAUAUGAUGUAUUUUGUUGGCUCAAAUAGGUACAUCGAAUUUGUUUUGCUACAUAUGUAGGUAACUGUUAUACUCAUUAUUCUAUUAGUUAUAGGUCUAGUAUAUAGGUCUAGUAUUAGUAUACCUAGCUUCAAAUGGAAGUAUUAAUAAAAUGGCUGUGUUCGAAUCUUAAAAAGCAACAAUAGGUACAGAUAAUUUUACAUAAGUUUGUAUUUUUAUCAACGCAGUGUAAUUGUAAUACUUAGAUAAUAAUAAAUAAGUAAGUACCUAUUUAUCUUAAAACAUUAAACUUAUUUGAAAUAAUAUUGUUCUAUUUCUUAUACUUAUUAUGUGUAUCUCAAACAUAUUGUUAAAAAUAUAUAUUAAUUAUUUAGGUUCUGAAUAACUGUAUUUAGAUCAAAAAAGGCCAAUAACCGCCUAAUGCAUUUCUAGUGAUGAAAUACAAAUAGUCCCAAAAUGGUCAUCACUUGCUUAGUCCCAUCAUAAGUACUUUAUGCAUAAUCUUAAACACUGGAUAUAAUUUAUUUAAAUAAACUUGUUUACGACUAUUCUAAUCAUUUUUUGUCAUGAUUCUACUGUAUGAUUACGGACGUUUAUUAUCUAUCGUAUGGAAAAAUACGAAUCAUACGAAACUCAAUUUUUUAAAAUUAGUCAAUGUUUAUAUAUUUAUAAAACAUUGAAUUAGGUAGAUAUAUAAUUAGAAAAAAAUAUAUGACCAACAAACGCCAAACACGUUUGUCUUCUUAGUACCUAAUCGUUAAGUGAGUUUACUAUUCGCCAAUACAUUAUGACUUUACAAAAUUUUUUUUUAUGGGUGAUUGAAUGAUAAUCGAGUCUGCGCUAUCGGUGUACCGGUACUAGUAAGAAGUAAUAGGUGAGAAUGAAAUCAGGUCAUUAGGCCCAUCGUGAUAAAUUCACCAAGAAUUAACCACGGUUUCUAAGGGGAUCGCUGUUAAAUCGACCUGAUAUUACUGGCACCGCAAAUCGCUAUUCCCGAUUACUAACAAUUCCUUAAAUGAAUAUAUAUUGUUCAUUAACAAAAUAACUAAAUAAAAAUAAUUUUAAAAUACUUAUAUCCAAUAAUAAUAAUAAUAAACUUCGCCGUUUUAUAAAUCUUUUAAAUGUUUCAAAAUAAGAUUUCACGUAUUCGUGAAUAAUGCACUUAUAAUGUCUUUUAUCGUAACGAUUGUAAAAUUUUGUCAUAAACUGUUAUUUGUCAAACGUACAAAAUACGUACACAAAUAGCCAAACAAUAUAAAACAAAAUAACAAAUACAUGUACAAUAACAUUUUAAAAUGGGUAUGCAAUGCACCUACUUACCUACAUUGUAACUAAGAUUGUAACUUAUGUUCUUCAGGCAAAUGUAAUAAUUUAAAAUUAUUAUUAAGUAUCAGUUUAAGGGAUAUUGUUCUUAUAAGAAAAUAAAUUCUUUGAACCCAAAAGCGGUCCAGUCAUAAAACUUUGUUUUAUUAUAAUAAAUAUCAGUAAUAUUGGGUAUCAAGUAUCUAA
Messenger RNA from Galleria mellonella (greater wax moth), 3730 nucleotides. RefSeq names its product acetylcholine receptor subunit beta-like 1 (gene nAChRbeta1). Bases 84 to 1661 code for a protein of 525 amino acids. Gene Ontology annotation, cellular component: neuron projection; synapse; postsynaptic membrane. The transcript has 9 exons. NCBI's taxonomy places the organism in Eukaryota, Metazoa, Arthropoda, Insecta, Lepidoptera, Pyralidae. Gene Ontology annotation, biological process: signal transduction; regulation of membrane potential; chemical synaptic transmission. The record is from RefSeq and is a predicted model, not a curated record. Gene Ontology annotation, molecular function: acetylcholine-gated monoatomic cation-selective channel activity; transmembrane signaling receptor activity.